Molecule: messenger RNA, 759 nt
Organism: Plasmodium adleri (nom. inval.)
Lineage: Eukaryota; Apicomplexa; Aconoidasida; Haemosporida; Plasmodiidae
Product: Plasmodium exported protein, unknown function
Exons: 2
Coding region: 1-759 (252 amino acids)
Source: RefSeq, a predicted model, not a curated record
AUGGCUUAUCCACUUUUAGAUGAUGACUUAAGAUCCAUUAGGGUUGCUUUUGGAACUUGUCCAGGGAAUAGCUCAAUGCAAUUUGGAGAGAGAUUUUGGCAAGGUUUUUUUUUCGGUGUAAUUAUAUUUUUUGUAUUGUCUAAAUAUAUACGUUCAUAUAAGAAGAGAAGAGGAAUGAGAAAAAUGAAAUCUGCUUAUUUAUCAAAAGAUAGAGGAUAUGGUGGACCAAUGUUAGAUGAAAAUGAUAAUAGUAAUGGCAGAUAUAGAAAACCAAGAACCCAUGGAUUAUUUGAAGAAAUUGAAAAGAGAAAUGGAUUUGAUGUUGAUGAUAAUACAAACACUAAUACUUUUUCUGAAGAGUUUAAUCAUGUAGAGCACAAUUCAGAUGGACAAACAGAAGGUUCAUCAUAUGUGAAUAAUUCAGAUGAAAGCACAGAAAAUCAUGUAUCUGAAAAUACUUCAUAUGGAAAUCAUUCAUCUCAACAUAGCGUAGGCAAACAAUCUGUUAAUAAUCAAGAACAUAAGAAAGAGUACAGUAGUAAUAAUUUACCUGCAGGAAGAAAUUAUUCUUUAGGAAAUUAUAACACAGGAACAGGUUCACAAGGAAGUACAACAUCUAGACAUUAUUCAUUAGGAGGACAACCAUCAUCAUCAGGACGCUCUUUUAGUGGUUCAAAAAGUAGCACUAACAAUUUAGCUACCUCAAGUACAACCGAAAGUAGCUUAUCUGGUUUAAACACUAAUGAAAUGGUUGCAUAA